Trichosporon asahii var. asahii CBS 2479 is the source of this 1242-nucleotide messenger RNA. RefSeq names its product aspartate transaminase. The transcript has 8 exons. Bases 1 to 1242 code for a protein of 413 amino acids. Gene Ontology annotation, cellular component: mitochondrion. Gene Ontology annotation, biological process: L-aspartate catabolic process; biosynthetic process. NCBI's taxonomy places the organism in Eukaryota, Fungi, Basidiomycota, Tremellomycetes, Trichosporonales, Trichosporonaceae. Gene Ontology annotation, molecular function: L-aspartate:2-oxoglutarate transaminase activity; pyridoxal phosphate binding. The record is from RefSeq and is a predicted model, not a curated record.
AUGACUUUCACGAAUUUCUGGGCCAAGGUCCCCCAGGGCCCCGCCGAUCCCGUUCUUGGUGUCACUGAGGCGUUCAAGCGGGAUCCCAGCGACCAGAAGAUCAACGUCGGCGUCGGUGCCUACCGUGAUGAGGACGGCAAGCCCUACGUGCUCGACUCGGUCCGUAAGGCCGAGGACAUCCUCCACCAGAAGAAGUCCGACAAGGAGUACCUUCCCAUCACUGGUCUUGCCCAGUUCCUCGUUCUCGCCUCCGAGCUCGCGUACGGCAAGGACAGCAAGCCUCUUCAGGAGGGUCGCAUUGCCGUCGUCCAGUCCAUCUCCGGCACUGGUGCCCUCCGCAUCGGUUUCGAGUUCAUCAGGCAGUUCUACCCCGGCCCCAAGAACCUUUACCUCCCCCAGCCGACGUGGGGCGCGCACGCCAGCGUCGUCGAGGCUUCCGGCCUCACCGUCAAGCGUUACCGCUACUUUGACGCUGAGACGAUUGGUCUCGACUUUGACGGCAUGAAGGAGGACAUUGAGGCGGCCGAGGAGGGAUCCAUCUUCCUUCUGCACGCUUGCGCGCAGAACCCCACCGGUGUCGAUCCCACCCAGGAGCAGUGGAGGGAGAUUUCGGACAUUAUCAAGCGCAAGAAGCACCUCGCCUUCUUCGACAUGGCGUACCAGGGCUUCGCUUCCGGCGACGUCGACCGCGACGCUUACGCCGUUCGCUACUUUGUCGAGCAGGGCCACGAGAUCAUGCUCGCCCAGUCGUUCGCCAAGAACCUCGGUCUCUACGGCGAGCGUGCGGGCACUUUCUCGAUGGUCUGCGCGUCGGUCGACGAGAAGGAUCGCGUCCUGUCGCAGCUGAAGCGUGUUAUCCGUCCCCUCUACUCGUCGCCCCCGCUGCACCCCGCGCAGCUCGUCACCGUCAUCCUCUCCGACCCCGAGCUGUACGCCGAGUGGCUGACCGAGGUCAAGAAGAUGUCGGACCGUAUCAACGCCAUGCGCGAGCGGCUGUACGACCUUCUCGUCGAGAACCAGACGCCCGGCGAGUGGGGCCACAUCAAGAAGCAGAUUGGCAUGUUCUCGUACACCGGCCUCACCCCGGAACAGGUCGACGCCAUGGCCAAGUAUGCCCACAUCUACAUGACGCGCGACGGCCGUAUCUCGAUGGCCGGCCUCAACGAGCACAACAUCAAGUACUUUGCCGACGCGAUGAGCAAAGCCGUUAAGGGCGAGCUGGGCUUGAAGUCGAGCAUGUAA